Molecule: messenger RNA, 1974 nt
Organism: Penicillium daleae
Lineage: Eukaryota; Fungi; Ascomycota; Eurotiomycetes; Eurotiales; Aspergillaceae
Product: nucleoporin NDC1
Exons: 3
Coding region: 1-1974 (657 amino acids)
Biological process (GO): spindle pole body localization; nuclear pore organization
Cellular component (GO): nuclear pore transmembrane ring; spindle pole body
Molecular function (GO): spindle pole body-nuclear membrane anchor activity
Source: RefSeq, a predicted model, not a curated record
AUGGCCGCCGCUGCCCAACCCCGGCCGUACAGGCGGAUCCUCACCUCGGCUCUGCACCGGCGGUUUGUUCAUGCGUCUGCGCUCUCAUUACUAGUCUGCUAUGCCGUCUCAAUAGCAAUUGGCGACAAGUCCUCGUUUUUCUGGACAUGGUUUCCUAUCGGCCUAUGCGGACUACGCGCUGUCAUGAUCUUUCUUUCAGUCCUUCUCAUAUUCGUUCUUCGUGUCAGUCAGAUGCACUUGGGUCCAAGAACAACACCGUCCUCGCUCAGCACCUUCAGAUACCUAUUUCCGCUCCAGGUUGCCCACACAUUCUGUUGCUAUUUCUUCUCCGCUUGGUGGUUUACUGAGCUCUAUCUCUGGUCGUCCUCGAAGGAGGCCCAGUUGGACAUCGUGAAAUGGGGCAGAUCACACGAGAGACCCCUUCUCAACGAACGACCGAUUUACAUUCAUACCUAUCACCUCCUACUGGCCUGUGCCCAGGCUACGGCCCACCUGUACUAUGACUACGAUCAGAUCCCCGUCCCUGUCGCGCUACGAGCCACCAAGUCCCCAGAUCAGCGCACACACCAGGUCCUGCCAACCUCUAAAUACAUUAAGAGUGCCCUUCCGCAGCGGAUCAAGUGUGGUCUGAUGAUGAGUGUGAUCGUUGCAGGAGGCACUCCCUUCCUGUACCUUAUAUUCUUGCGACAGAGUGCUUGGGGUUUGUCCAUGUACUUUGCCAAGCUCUUUUGGAGCUUUUCACGCUCUGCGGCCAAGCCUGACAGCUUCUUCCCGCCAUCUUUUGGGUCUUUGAUCAUCCGGUCUCUCAUCUCAGGCUCUUUGCUUGUUAUCAGCUGGCAGUCGGCCAAUCUUUUCUUUUCCAUUUUCCUUGGCAAGGAACCUCUGAAGCGUGGACAGCCCCUCACUGCAGAUGCAAAGGACCCGAAUGCUAGCUUGCUUUCUGGUCUGAAGGCUAAGAAGCACAUUGUCAAGGCCUUUGCUCUCUGGGAACUUGGUCUUAUUAGCCAGCGUCAGCCUGAUCGCCGGAAGGCAAUCUUCAAUGAGAUUGACGGAGAUAACGGUUCCACUUGGAGCCAAAUUCUCAACUGCGCGAAAGAAGAAAUUCAGGGCAUCACUAAAAGGAUCGAGGCCAGCAAGGCUCCCAAGCCUGGUGUUAAACCUGCUGGACAGCCGAAUGGCGCUAAGCCUGAACUACUCACUUUGCCCAGGUUGACGGAUGCACCUAAGGAUCAAAACAUCUUUACAAUAGCCCCGAAGGCGACCUCUCGCCACGAGAAGUUCGGUGAGGCUUUUGGCUCAACUGCCAAAGCAUAUGGGCAGUCACCAGACUGGACACCCAAGGCACGGGCUCGCGCUCGAGAGGUCUUUGACAGGGCUUCCACCGCAAUGCUCAGUCCAGAGCGAAAGCAAAAACUACUAGCUUCUACCCAGGAGUUGAAGCGUCUUACCGGUGGGCCAUCCACAACCUAUAAGCCUGAGGAUGUGCACCCCAUCCUUGUUCAAGUCCUUCAAUGGUGCCGGCCCCUGCGACAAACAUAUGCCCAGCGAGCAUCGAGCGUCGUCUUCGGCACUCCCGAAUCCUCCCUCAGCUCAAUUGUGGACGCCGUUGAUUCCCUGACGCGUAUGCUUAUUGCCAGUCUUGAUGAAGAUCAGUACGGCAAAGUUCAAGCUGAUGUGCCUUCAGUGGUUAAUCUAUUUACCCAGACUAUCAUUUCUCUUGAUGCGUUUGUGCACCAGGGUGGUCUUGAUGCCCACUGGACAGACGUCUACUUCCCACCCUCUAGCCAGCCCCAGGCACAAGCAGAAGCACGGAGAGUUCCGGAAGUUGAGUUGGUGCUUGGUACCUUGCAGAGCGGCCUGCUUGACCUUUUGGAAGCCUUUAAGCCUUACCUGCGGGACAUUGGUCUCACUGGUAAAGACCUUCGCUUGGCGAAGGAGGCAGCUGGUUACGAAGAGGAGCAAUCGGCUCCAUGA